CUUCUCUUCAGAAAGUUGGAAUAUCUGAGAUGAAUCUAUUUUCUCUUCACUUCAGAAAGUUGAAUUUUGUAAAACAAAAUGGAAGGAUUACCAACAGAUUUGUGUUUGAAGAUUUUUUGUUUUUUAAAUCAUCAAAGUCUUGCAACAGCUCAACACGUUAGCAGGAAAUGGAAGCACUUGGCAUCCCAGAACAUUCUAUGGUGCAAUUUAUUCAAGGAGAGGUGGGGAGAUGAUCAAGCAGCAUUUUAUGCCCCUACUGAAUCCAAAACAUGGAAAAAUGUGUACGAAGUUCAGGAUCGCUGUGAUAGAGUUGGAUUGGGACUGAAGAUCAUCAGAGAAGGUGGUGACUAUUAUCUUGUUCGCCAAGGUGAGAUCCAAAGGUAUUUGGGUUCGAGGAAUGAUGAAAAAGAUGCGAAUGAUCACUCCAAAUGUAAAAGAGGUCGGGUCACCAGUGAAGGAUCAUUUGAGGAAGAUCAACCGUGUCUGGGUAUUCUUGACAAAAUUCUCUUUUUCAUGGGUGACCUAGAAAUGGCAGCAAGUGACGCAAAACGGAACAGAACUCUGUGAUGCGAAGCAAAAUUUGUUUUGGCAUGAUGAAAUGUGAAAUCCAGGUUGCGCUGAUGGGGAGCAACAAUGUGCUGUUAACUUCGGAAAGGUUUUUGAAUCUUGAUGGUGCAACCGUGUUAUUUUCUUUGUGUUGUUGUUACCAGAUUGCUUGUAUGUAUGCAUGUAUUUAAGCUGUGAAAUAAAUUUAUUCCAAUGUUUUAUGUCAUGUGAAAAGAAAAGUCGGUCAUUGUUGAUAUUCCGUUUUGUUAAUAAACAGAUGAUCUUUGAAGUUGCAAUGUAAAGUUUUUUUUUUCCUUUU
This is a messenger RNA of Papaver somniferum (opium poppy), 865 nucleotides long. RefSeq lists its product as uncharacterized. The transcript is spliced from 3 exons. The record is from RefSeq and is a predicted model, not a curated record. NCBI's taxonomy places the organism in Eukaryota, Viridiplantae, Streptophyta, Magnoliopsida, Ranunculales, Papaveraceae. Gene Ontology annotation, cellular component: SCF ubiquitin ligase complex. Gene Ontology annotation, biological process: SCF-dependent proteasomal ubiquitin-dependent protein catabolic process. Gene Ontology annotation, molecular function: protein binding. The coding region runs from base 79 to 567 and encodes 162 amino acids.